AUGCUGUCAACAAGAACCUCCACCAAGCUCUGCGCCCCUCGGCAAGCGGCCCAGCUAGCACGAGCUGUUGCCCUGUCCAGCACCAGCAGCAGCCAUAUCGCCUUCCUCGGCCACCCAGCAUCCCUGCGAACAACGACUCUCUACCACCCCUCCUCCCAGCGCAACUUUUCGAGCACCCCAGCCUCCCGCCUCCGUGACUUCUUCCCAGCCAAGGAGACGGAGCAGAUCCGCAAGACGGCCCCGGCAUGGCCACACGAGGGUUACUCCGAGGCCGACAUGCUCGCCGUCGUGCCGGGCCACCGCGCCCCUGAGACCUGGGGCGACUGGGCUGCGUGGAAGUUUGUGCGCGUCGCCAGGUGGACGAUGGACCGCGCAACGGGACUGAAGCCUGAGCAGCAGGUCGACAAGAAGAAUCCCACCACCGCCGUGGUGGCCAAUGAGCCCUUGACAGAGGCACAGUGGCUCGUACGCUUCAUUUUCCUGGAGAGCAUAGCGGGAGUCCCAGGCAUGGUCGCUGGCAUGCUCCGCCAUCUCGGCAGCCUUCGUCGCAUGAAGCGUGACAACGGCUGGAUCGAGACGCUGCUCGAGGAGUCUUACAAUGAGCGCAUGCACCUGCUGACCUUUAUGAAGAUGUCGGAGCCGGGCUGGUUCAUGAAGGUCAUGCUCAUCGGUGCCCAGGGCGUCUUCUUCAACGGCAUGUUCCUGUCGUAUCUCGUCUCGCCCAAGAUCACGCAUCGCUUCGUCGGCUACCUCGAGGAGGAGGCCGUGCACACGUAUUCGCGCUGCAUCCGCGAGAUCGAGGAAGGCCAACUGCCCAAGUGGUCGGAUCCCAACUUAACAUUCCCGACCUGGCAGUGCAAGGCUGUUCACCGCGGCGUCAACCACACGUUGAGUAAUCUCAACCAGAACGAGGACCCGAAUCCCUUCACCAGCGAGUACAAAGACGGUCACAAGCCGGCAGCAGCCCUCAAGCCGGCUGGGUACGAGAGGGCUGAGGUCAUCUAG
This is a messenger RNA of Verticillium alfalfae VaMs.102, 1005 nucleotides long. RefSeq names its product alternative oxidase. The transcript is spliced from 3 exons. The coding region runs from base 1 to 1005 and encodes 334 amino acids. Gene Ontology annotation, cellular component: mitochondrion. The record is from RefSeq and is a predicted model, not a curated record. Gene Ontology annotation, molecular function: alternative oxidase activity. Gene Ontology annotation, biological process: alternative respiration. NCBI's taxonomy places the organism in Eukaryota, Fungi, Ascomycota, Sordariomycetes, Glomerellales, Plectosphaerellaceae.